UGUCACUAUUCCCACAUCGAAUGGUUCAUCCUGAAGAGCCAAAACCACAGUACAGCUAUAUAGGUCUUAUAGCGAUGGCAAUACUGAGUUCUGCCGAAACAAAACUCGUACUUUCUGAUAUAUAUCAACAUAUUUUAGAUAACUAUCCUUACUUUCGUGCUCGUGGACCAGGUUGGCGUAAUUCUAUAAGACACAACUUAUCAUUGAAUGAUUGCUUCAUUAAAUCUGGACGUAGUGCCAAUGGGAAGGGCCAUUACUGGGCCAUACAUCCGGCAAAUAUUGACGAUUUUCGUAGAGGUGAUUUCAGACGUCGUAAGGCACAACGCAAAGUACGCAAACAUAUGGGUUUAUCGUUAGAUGAUGGUAGGGCAGAGUCUCCUAGUCCGCCGCCACUCGACCUAUCAUCAACGCAAUUAACAUCAACACGUUUGCUCCAAUUACCUUCACCAGGGAACAGUUUAACUACGACGCAUGAUUUUAGGACACCUAAUGCGCGUUCAUUUAAUUAUUUGAACCCAUUAUUGCGAGUUCCCCCAUCGUCGUCUUCGUUACAGCAAGCGCAACAGCACAUUCAAGACAGUUAUUUUGGUACAGCUAUUAUGGAACAUUAUACGUGUAUGCCGUCAGUUCCAGCAUUCAAAAAUGGAUAUUCCACAUGUUCACAGCAAGAAUAUUCUAAACUUUGUAGCAAUGGGCAAUUAGAUAAUCUGCACACAAAUGACCCCGGAACGCAAUCGUUGUCUGAACAGUCCGUUACCGAUAAUCACAAAAACUCAAAAAUUUCUUUAACUAAUGGAACGGCCAUAUCGACUGUUGCACCACAUUCCUUUACCGGGGCAAAAUCAAAUUAUUAUACGCAUAUGCAUAAGCGACAAUUUGAUGUAGCAUCUCUCUUGGCUCCCGACCGAAACAUUUUCACUACAACAUUAAGAGAAAGAGAUCACCAGACAUCUACUUUUGAUGCAUUAGAAUACGCUCAAUUUCUAAAAAAAAAAACAGAAGAAAAUGGAAAGUACCGGCUGCAACAUAUGCCUGCUGAGACACAAAAUACUCAUCCGUAUACACUCCCCGUUUCACAAACUUGUGCUUUAUCACCACUAGAGAUCGAGUACGACCGCGAACAGGAGCAAGAGCAAGAUGAGAUCGACGUUGUUGCAAAUGAUAUCGAUGAGCAUAGCAAGCAGACAUUUUCAUUUACCGCUGAUCACAAUAAUAAAGAACACCAAGAAUUAUUUAGUUCGAUUUCAAAAAGCAAUACCUGUUCCAAAAAUGGUGCAGAGAAUUACGAUGACUCUGAUAAUGAGAAUAAUAUCAUACAUAAACGUACCAAUUCGAGUCACCCCCAUCCUUUGAUACCAAGUGCGGUUAUAGAAUGGCGUAUGCUGCAACAACAACCCAUAUCAGUAGAGGCAUUUAUAAAAAAAUUUGGGGUCAGUAAAUCAUCUAAUGGGAAAAGUAGUACGGAAGGUUUUGAAGAUUGCUAUGCUACAAAACAUACAUCUUCAAAGUCAGCAAAUCCAAUAUUAAAUACACAACGUAUGGCCUUAGAAGGCAGAAGUGAAUUGAACCUUAAUGACAGCAAAACUCAAAUGGAACUAUGUGAGCAUAAACCAAACGAAACAACCCCCAAAAGUCUUCAUGUUCGACGUAUAAUAAAACAUUUUCACCAGCAUCAGCAACAACAUAACCAACAUAUUUAAAAGAACCGUUCAAUGAUAUUGGGGGCCGCCAUUAUAGCACUUACAUUACGGCGGGUGCAACCAGACAUAUGGGUCGUAUGCAAUUAAAACAGAUCCAAUUUCACAACAAAAAUCCGACGUGAUUAGUAGAGUUGGUAAGGGUUAGCAAAAAUAUA
Messenger RNA from Bactrocera neohumeralis, 1855 nucleotides. It is a transcript of the gene fd102C, whose product is annotated as forkhead box C1-B. Bases 21 to 1700 code for a protein of 559 amino acids. NCBI's taxonomy places the organism in Eukaryota, Metazoa, Arthropoda, Insecta, Diptera, Tephritidae. The transcript has a single exon. The record is from RefSeq and is a predicted model, not a curated record. Gene Ontology annotation, molecular function: RNA polymerase II cis-regulatory region sequence-specific DNA binding; DNA-binding transcription factor activity, RNA polymerase II-specific. Gene Ontology annotation, biological process: anatomical structure morphogenesis; regulation of transcription by RNA polymerase II; cell differentiation.